UGCUCUUCACUAGCUUCACUUCUUGUCAUUCGUGGCGCAUUUGGAAUGGCAACUCUGGCCUGGCGUCCUCAGGAACACUUGACAAGAUUUCUACCGCCGAAUACUCUCGACCAACACCCCCAGCAGCAAGUCAUUUUUCUCCAGAAGCGGAAACGAAAUUCAGAUGAACUAGAAAAUAGUUGCGGAGCCGGUCCAAGUUUUACUGGACCAUCAUAUCAGACUGCUCGUGUCAGUAGUGCAGACUUUGAUGAUGAUGAGGAGGAGGAGCAACUCUUAAGAAAGAAAAAGAAAGCUGUCACCGCCAAAUCCCCUACUAUAUACAGCAGCAGUACUGAAUUGCUUAAUGCAAUGCGUAAUGCCUUUGCGGUCAGCCAGGAUGUGGUGUUUGCUGGAAGUUAUCUUGACUCGAACAACCCUCCAAUGUCAGACAAGCAGCGCGUUCAGGUAGUGACGAACGAUGUGUGGCGUGCAACGGGAUAUCGGUUUACAGUGAAGGACCAUCCACGCACGAAAGAAGGUCACAAAACACGCCUUUGGUGCUCUCAAGAUGAAAUGCGCAAACACAAGCCCAAUGCGAAAGCGCGAGUAUCUGCAUCUGGAGAAUCACUCGCCAAGGCACGGUAUCCAUGUCGUAGUCGCCUAUUCAUUUCGUCUCGGGAAUGGAAUACGAUCGGGCAGAGUCUCGUCACCAUCAGAAUACAUCACCAUUACUCUCAUGAACCGUACGAAGGGGCUGUGAGGGUAACUGCGCCUGCGACAACCUGGCAAGAUUCCCUUUCCAACACUCAAGCAUACCUCCCUACUACCCAAUCAUAUUCACCUUCGAAUUCACAACCCCACUCGGCGUACGAAAGCUAUGAACCAUCCAGUAAUCGAUCAUCAACGACUGCAGUGGACUCCGGCGCUGCAGUUGAUUGGGACAGCGUUUCAGAUAACGGUCCUGGUCCUCCAGCAGUGGAUUCUGACUCGGAGGCUGAGCAAGAUGUUCCCGCCACUUGCGCACCUACCUUAGCUUCUACCAAUGUGCCUUUACAUUCGCAUCCUGAUCCCCACGUUCGCAACAACGGGACUCCAAUAAAUUUACCUCCACAUUCACAUCCUUCUCUGUCCGCAGCUCCUGACACCUCAAUCCUCACUCCCGAAAUAUUCCAAGCAAGAAUGCGAGAGCAUAUCAGGAACCUUCGAGAGUUCUGUAAUGGGCUCGAAUAUCAGGUUCAGUUCAAUGACUUUCGUAUGUUGGAACAACUGGAAAAUGAAGGUGGAUCCUUUUUGCGUUUUGUGCAUGACUGUUUGCGAAGGGAAGGACGCUUGGAGAUUGGCCAAUUACAAUGUGAUGGGCAACCCACCUAUAUGCUGUCAGGCUGAUAGGUUGAUAUCUCGAUACAUUUUGAUAUCUAAUCACCGGACGAUCGUCCAGUCGAAUUGAUAGAUCCGAAAAAGAGGCUGUUCCUUCUGAGCCUGUGAUUGUGCAACUGUAUGGCCGCCACGGACUUGCUUUCGAUAUUCAACCCCCAUUUCUAUUUCUUUGACACUGAUGUAGUGAUACCAGGAACCCAAGAAUACAGGUAGAAAACAGCGCAAUAUCGGCGAUUGGGAGCGGGGCGGGAACCUGUCGAUCCUCCCUCAACAUUUGUCGAAACGAUCUGAAUUCUCAAGUUUGCAUGUAUCUUUGCAAGGUUCACAGAAUAAUGUUCGGUUUACUGUCCGAAUCCUUGCAACGGUCUUGGAGGCAGACUAGCACGCCGGACGCUGUGGUUGUAAGCAAAACGGAGAAUGGGUUCGAAGAGUGCGAUUCCAUAUCCAGAAUAGGAUUUGAAUUCAGGCACUAGAGGGGCGGUAUCAGUAGGGUUGGCGAGGAGUAGAGUUUUGACAAAUUGUCACAUGGGUCGUGAAACGCCGCAACCACAUUUCAAGCAUUUUUGCCUACUCACGAACCAUCAAUAUCGUCAUUUCUGGUAUUUCUACCUAUACACUUUCGCAUCUGCUCUCAAUAUGCAUCACAGCGUCAUCGAGUCCUCUAUCUUGAUCCAAUGAUUUCCGGUGAACAAUUGGCAUUAGGUUGACUAUUAGAUUACGACGUCCUGCGAGCCGUGGAAACGGAUCCCCCAAAUUCCGACCGUUAUGAAUGUUGGGGAAAGUGUCCACGAAAGUUAGCUUGCGAGAGACAUCAGAUCACCGUGCAAGUCGUCCCAGACCCCGAUUUUGAAAUGCAGUCUUCUUUUCCUCAAUAAUCGGCUCUAAUUUGGCCGUAAUACUUUUGAUAGGGGAACUGCAACCCAUGUUUCCCCGCGGAAGGGACGGAGGCCAAUUCGACAGUCACGCACUGGGACAGCCCUUGCGAAGUGACGCCUGCAGGGAGACCAUUCUACAUACCGUCUGGACCUUAAGAUAUGUCCUCACAGCCUUUACAAUACAAUGCCCAUUAGCAUUGUCGGUGUCUAUGCCGUCCUAGACUAGUGGAUUUCGUUCCAAAUUCACUUCUGAUAGAUUCGCGCAUCCCUAAGCGUGGACCCAUUACUCAAUGUUUCAGUACUGCACAGGCCGAGAAGAGAAGGAUGGCUAGCCCUCGUAAAUAUGGUGUUCCAAAUUUCUUAUCCGUGCCAUGGCCAUGGAAUUGGUUCAGAGGAAGCAAAUCAAUGUGGCUUCCGACUCCUCUCCAGUACAAGAAAUUUCGACGAAUGCCCGAAUCGAGUGCCUUGUGGACCCUUGCAGCCUCUCUGACUCCUGUGGCAGAAACGACUUUCAUUCCUGUCAUGGCAGGUAAACACGCAUAGCUAGGAUGCACGCUCUUCUGCUGCUCUACCGACUAGCUUAGGUACCAAGCAACAUAGUUUCAUAGUUCUCGAAAUGAACUGCUGGCUAUGUACUUAUACAGGUAGCCCAUUACAAAAACGUUGUUCUGCACCCCCCUGUCUCCCUGGAGUAUACCCGUUUUCAUAACCUUGUGCAAGGUUCGAUCGUCCACGAAUACGUUCAGUAGCAACCAAAGAUGGUUUCUGCUGAUCUCGCUACCGUCGAGUCUGCUCGGGACGCCCGAUUUGACGGGCAACGUUUUGGACACAUGUCCAGCCCACCCUCAGGUACGUAUGGAGUUUACUCUUGUUCAUUCCAUAUCUCAGGCCCCUUCCUUAGUGACGAUGAAGUCCGAUUACGGGGCUCUGGGGAACGUAGAUGGAGCUUGAACAGAGAAUGUAUAUUGGACCCUGACCGCGAUAAGCCGUCGAAGUCCGUUCUUUGGAAAACAGACCGAUUCGCUAUUUUUUCGGUAGCCUGUAUUUUCCCUAUACUUCAUCGAAAGCCAGCUGGCAUUGGUGGCCGAUGGAUUCGCGACCCUUUUUUGCAUUUUUCCCUUUUGUCUUCGCAUUCAGCGGCCUAUAAUGCUAAGUAUCUUUUUGCCGUGGCUUUCCCUAUAGUCGAUCUCACCGGCGGCGUUAGACUGUGUUGUGAGGAAAACUUCGUGGCCUUGGUUUGUGGUUCCGGAAGUCCGUGAGCUGUAAUAGUAAACUUUGAGUAUACGUUCGUUCCCGCCACUGUUGACCCUGUCCUGCUGAGAAAUUACGGUCAGGCAAUCAACCCCAUACAGCCUCGGAAAGCGUAUUCCAAUGGGGUGCAAGAAAACAAGAUCAAGAUCCCGAGAUACUCGGGAAAGCCCCAGCUCCCAAUAUUCUUUUGCUUUAAUAUGACAUCUAUAUACAGACACCUAACAAAUGCGUUCUCGUGCAUGAAGAUUGAAAGAAAAUGAUGCAUGGGAUAGAGGGACAGAUUUUCAGCUACAUCCUAGACCAUCAGUCUGUCGAAGAAAGCUAUCGGAGUUAACAAGGAAAAGCAAAAUAAGGAGCAGUUUGACUGACUCACCAGUAUUCGAGGGGUUAUUGCCACUUUCCGCAGAAGAAGGCCACCCUCCAGGAUAUGAAUACCCUUCCGAAGCGAACGGCAAGGAAGACGACGAAGUGUAGGAGGUUCUUCCGCUGUGCAGAGCACGGGUGCUGCCACUGUCUUUCUGGUCAGAUGUCGUAUCACCGGGCAGAAGCCAAGGCAACCUUUGAGACCCGACUUCUCUAUUGCUGCGACCAGCAGAAUAUCUUCCGAAGUGGGAGGACGAAUCGUGGUCUCUCAAAGUGACUGCAUUUUGAUAAGGAUGGUGGCCUGUGCGGAUUCUGGUCUGUCUAUCCAGAGCCAAGUCCGAGGACUCGUAUGACGAAUCGUUGUGCCAAUUUCUGCUCGAAUGAAUUUGAGAUGCCCAAGAGUCUGCGGAAGGCAGGGAACCGCCUUCUCGGCGAGAUGAACUGGAAACCUGCCCGGACGUUGGAGACAUGGUCCACGAGUUAUCCUGCCGUAGCGGAGUCGGUGCUCGCAAGGCAUCGAUACCCCCUGACCAUCUAUCCGAAAUAUUAUUUCUCGGAAAUCCUACGGAGGUGUUCACGUUACUGUUCAGCGAUGGGAUGGGGUACAACUGGUUUCCUGAAAACGAGGUAUCAACCGGAGAGUGGCCUAUGGAUGACGCCGGCGAAUGGGAAUGGGUAGGGCUGGGGUAGGUUUGCUCUUCAACCCUGCCAUUAUCGUGAUCUUCAGGCUCGGAGCUGACAAGAGGUACACGGAAAUUUGUGAGGCGGAAUAUAUGGGGUGACAUGUAAAUCCCCAUGAUGUCAGGUCGGGAUGACGGCCUCUGUUCAGUACAGCUCGAGCG
Messenger RNA from Marasmius oreades (fairy-ring Marasmius), 4687 nucleotides. RefSeq lists its product as uncharacterized. Lineage: Eukaryota; Fungi; Basidiomycota; Agaricomycetes; Agaricales; Marasmiaceae. The record is from RefSeq and is a predicted model, not a curated record. The transcript has 16 exons. Bases 46 to 1365 code for a protein of 439 amino acids.